AUGUCUGAAAGUAUUGGCGCCUUAACGUCUCCUCCGGUCAGAACAGUUUCCAAAUCGAACGUGGUGUCGCCCCUGAGCUCGCCUGGAAACUCGGUGCUGGGAUCUCCACGCCAGACGGGCAUGUCGGUGCCCUAUAGCGACCCAGACUCGCGGGUUCUGUCGGAUAGUGCCACUUCUCCUCCACCAGUGUCCCAUGGGCCUCUUACCCAGCCUCCAGUGCUGGCACUUGACUCGCCUUCGCCCACUACUCUGGCACCUCCCCAGUCACACGUGUCGCAGCCUCAGCCAAUCUUGACCAGAAUGGGAAGUCAGGCCAACUCUGAUGUACAACGGCCAUCACCACCCGUGGCUCCCCAGCGCAGAGCAUCGUUUGGGUUGAGCUUCCUCUCGUCCUUGUCCAACACCAUCCGGGGUGGGGCAUCGAGUGCUCUGCAACCGCCACCAUUUGCAGCCUCCCACACGUUUAUGUCCAAUAGCCCCACCAUCGCGAACUUGAGUCACUUUGCUCAGGGCAACCUAGCGGAUGAACCCGAUAACAGCCACGAACCUCAUAAUAAUAACACCAACAACACCAACAACACUACUGGAGAAGCAAGCAUCGACUCCCCGGUGUUAACUCAUCCUAGCUAUUCUGCUACAAACUCUACGGGAUCUGUUCCUGGCUUUCCUGAUGGUGGCAGAAUCACAAGGGAAGAAACUACUGUUGAGGGAUCCGACGUGACACGUAUCAUCGAGACAGAUGAUGCAGAGGCUGGAGCUUCCGACGAAGUCAAAGAUGCAUCCGCCAAAGAUAAGGAUGACUUUUUCUCGGUCAGAUUGACCCCCAUUAUCGACCAUUCAUCCUCCAACACAGGGCUAUAUUUCUCGCCAGUGAUUCGUCGCAUUAAACCCAAGAACCUGAUUUCCAUCGGAAGAUACACGGAGAAGAACAAGAGUGCUGCUCACGCACCACAGGGCUCUCUGGCUCCAGUAGUGUUCAAGUCCAAGGUUGUCUCCAGAACUCACGCCAUGUUCCAAUGUAACGAGGAGGGCCUGUGGUUUUUGAAGGAUUGCAAGUCAUCAUCAGGAACUUUCCUUAAUAACAUAAGAUUGUCACAAGCUUCUCAGGAACUGACGCUUUGGCCGCUUAUAGAUGGUGAUAUUGUUCAAUUAGGGUUGGAUUACCGUGGAGGCACCGAGGAGGUGUAUCGAUGCGUUAAGAUGAGGUGUGAGUUCAAUCGAAGUUGGCAAAGAAAAGUGAAUCGAUUCAACCUAGACAUCCACAAGAAGAUGGCCAACCUUGGCCUCGAUUCGAAGAAUGCAAAGGGCGAAGAUGUUCUCUCCGAGUGUGCGAUAUGCCUUUUGAAGUUAGAGCCCUGCCAGGCCCUCUUCAUAAGUCCGUGUUCACACUCUUGGCACUACAAGUGCAUUCGACCCAUAAUCAUAAAGAGCUAUCCACAGUUUUACUGUCCUAAUUGUCGGUCGAUGUGCGACCUAGAAACCGAUAUUGAGGAUGAGGAUUAG
Molecule: messenger RNA, 1503 nt
Organism: Sungouiella intermedia
Lineage: Eukaryota; Fungi; Ascomycota; Pichiomycetes; Serinales; Metschnikowiaceae
Source: the annotation of a GenBank genome assembly